Molecule: messenger RNA, 1257 nt
Organism: Antechinus flavipes (yellow-footed antechinus)
Lineage: Eukaryota; Metazoa; Chordata; Mammalia; Dasyuromorphia; Dasyuridae
Product: olfactory receptor 13H1-like
Exons: 1
Coding region: 1-930 (309 amino acids)
Biological process (GO): G protein-coupled receptor signaling pathway
Cellular component (GO): membrane
Molecular function (GO): G protein-coupled receptor activity; olfactory receptor activity
Source: RefSeq, a predicted model, not a curated record
AUGGGUGAAAGAAAUAGCACAGCUGUGACGUAUUUCAUUCUGGUUGGGCUUUCAGAGCACCCUAGAGCCCAAAUCAUCUUCUUCUGUCUGCUGCUAGUAGUCUAUCUUAUCAUAUUGUUUGGGAACAGCUUCAUUCUCUUCUUGGUCCAGUAUGAUAGCAGGCUCCACACCCCUAUGUAUUUCUUCCUUAGCAAUCUGUCAUUUCUGGAUAUCUGUUUCACCUCAUCCAGCAUCCCUCAGACGAUCAUCAACUGUCUAGUCAGAAUGCCCAUCAUUUCCGCUGGCCGGUGCAUGGCCCAGAUGUGUACCCUUCUCUACUUGGGGGUUGUGGAGUGCCUCUUGCUGGCUGUCAUGGCCUACGAUCGUUGCAUAGCAAUUAGUGACCCCUUGCGCUACGCAGUAAGGAUGCACGACCGGUUCUGCAUCCAGCUGGCAGGAUUAUCCUGGCUUUUAGCCUUUUUCCUCUCAGUAGUACCAACCCUGGCCACACCAAUGGAGGUAUGUAGCCACAUCAUCAACCAUUUCUUCUGUGAGGUCUUGGCCAUCAUUAAGCUUUCUUGCAGUGACCUACGGUUGAAUGAAUUGCUGAUGAUGGCCACUAGCUCCCUGACUCUCCUGGCUCCCUUUGUCUUCAUCCUUGCCUCUUAUGGGCGCAUAAUCGGGGCCGUGCUGAAGAUUCGCUCAACUGAGGGCAGAAAGAAGGCUUUCUCCACCUGUAGCUCCCACCUCACGGUGGUGGUCAUCUUCUAUGGAACAGCCAUUGCCAUGUACAUGAUGCCCCAGGACAAGACCAGCAGAGAGCAGGAUAAACUUGCCUCCCUUUUAUAUGGUGUUGUAACUCCUAUGCUCAAUCCCCUCAUCUACAGCCUUCGGAACAAAGAUGUGAGAGAGGCCCUAAAGAAAUUACUGGGAGAGAAGAAAGUCUUCUAAGAACUCCUUCAAUCGCUUUUCUGAAAGUUGAAGGACAGGGGCUGACUAAACCUUAUCUCAGUGGAGAGAGGGCUGGCUUUGAAACUAUCAAGUCCUGGGCUCAAGCUGCCCUCUGUACACAUAUCUGUUUCCUGGGCAAAUCAUUUAUCUUUCCAUUGCUCUAGAAAAUGCUCCAAGACAAAUAAAUCACAGAGAAGGUACAAAAAGCAUAAUAAAAGGAAGUUCCUCACUUGGGGGCUCCCCAUACCAAUAAAACAAAAAAAAAAUCUAGUUUCCUAUUUAUAUUCUAAUGGUUGAAACCGGAAGAAAUAUUGAAUUUCAAUACAG